Molecule: messenger RNA, 2031 nt
Organism: Daucus carota subsp. sativus
Lineage: Eukaryota; Viridiplantae; Streptophyta; Magnoliopsida; Apiales; Apiaceae
Product: putative ABC1 protein At2g40090
Exons: 12
Coding region: 71-1675 (534 amino acids)
Biological process (GO): lipid homeostasis; mitochondrion organization
Cellular component (GO): mitochondrial inner membrane
Source: RefSeq, a predicted model, not a curated record
AGUAAUCGGACCCAAUUGAGGCUGGAAUAUAGCAGAGCGCCCCAGCAGGUUGGUAGUACCCAAUAUUCUGAUGGCUUUACGAUCUCUCUGGCGUCUUGGCCUGGCCUCCACCGCCAUGGCCGGCGGCGUUGGUGGCGCCGUGAUCGUAUCUUCCGAUGACCCCGCAACCGCCAUCAAGCUCUGUACGAGUGUUCCUCUUCGCCUUUUUCGUGUCUCCGUUGCUGCUGCUUCCAUUGCAUUCGAUUACGAAUAUUCGUUAAUGGGAUUGCCGGAAGGUAGCAGCGAGAGGUCUAAAGUUAAACACGAAGUUCACAUCAGAGGUGCUCGUAAGCUUGAAGAACUUUGUUUUAAAAAUGGUGGGAUAUAUAUCAAGCUUGGUCAGCAUCUUGGUCAACUGGAGUACUUGGUGCCUCAAGAGUAUGUGGAAAUAUUGCGGGAGUCCAUGUUGAAUAAAUGUCCAGUUUCUUCGUAUGAGCAAGUAUGCGAAGUUGUCAAGAGUGAGCUGGGAGAAUUACCUGAUAAAAUUUUCAAAGAUUUUGAUCCUGUCCCAAUAGCUAGUGCUUCUCUUGCACAAGUUCAUGUUGCUCACGACCAUGAUGGGAAAAAGCUUGCCGUGAAGGUUCAGCACAUUCACAUGACAGAUAGUGCAGCUGCAGAUUAUGCGACUGUGGAGUUAAUUGUGAAUACCUUGCAUCAGUUCUUCCCAUCAUUUGAUUACAGAUGGUUGAUAGAUGAAGUGCGUGAUAGCUUACCAAAGGAACUUGAUUUCUUAGUUGAGGCCAAGAACAGUGUGAAGUGUAUGGACAAUUUUCGGAAGUUAUCUCCCAGCAUUGCAGAUUAUGUCUAUGCGCCAAGGGUAUACUGGAACUUAAGUACUUCAAAGUUGUUAACCAUGGAAUAUAUCGAAGGAGCACAAAUAAAUGACCUAAAAGGUAUCCGAGGUCUUGGACUUCGACCUGUUGACGUUGCAAAUUUACUUAGUAAAACCUUUGCUGAAAUGAUGUUCAGACAUGGAUUUGUGCAUUGUGAUCCGCAUGAAGCCAAUUUGAUAGUUCGUCCUCAUCCUUCUUCCAAGAGGGGCAUUUUUGGAAAGAGAAAACCACAAUUGAUACUGCUAGACCAUGGCCUGUACAAGGAACUUGAUGUGGAAACCAGAACCAACUAUGCUGCGUUGUGGAAGGCACUAGUAUUUGCAGAUGCCAAUGCCAUAAAAGAAAAUUGUGUGAAGCUAGGUGCUGGAGAGGAUCUGUACCCACUAUUUGCAGGGAUUCUUACCAUGAGGCCAUGGGAGAGGGUUAUCGAUCCAGCUGUUGAUCAUUUAGUCAUGCGAGGCAGUGAGGGUGAUCAUUCAGAAUUGCAGAUGUAUGCAUCACAAUAUUUCCCUGAAAUCACAGAGCUCCUGCGAAGGCUGCCUCGUGUAAUUCUUUUGAUGCUGAAGACCAACGACUGUUUACGAGCAGUUAAUAACUCACUGCUGCAGAGAUCUUCGCUCGAGUCCUUUUUGAUCAUCGGAAGAGUUUCUUCCGAGGCAGUUAUCGAGGCAAAGUUAUUACAAAAUAAGUCUUUCUUGCGGUACAUCAGUGCUUGGCUAGAAGAUUUGUCACUAGAAGCGCGAAUGUUUGUGAUGCGGAUAGCGUUGUGGAUUUUUCAACUCCGCAGAACUUUGGCCUUCUGAAAAACAAUGUAGAGGACUCAGAAUUCAUUUUAGGCAAACCCCUCAUUUAGUUGGGUCAUGGCAUUUUGUCUCAGUGACUCGAAUACUCGAUUCCCGACUAAAAAUGGGAUUACUUAUAGGUACUUCACUCGACCAAAUUUUUUGUCACCGGUCCAUUCUUUCUUUUUACAAAAGAUUUAUUAUUCAAAAUUUGCUGUUCCUACUUGGCAAAUUCUGCCAUAUUUUUGUUGUAUAAUUUUACUCAUCAGGAUGAUACAAGGACACUUUUUGGAGCAUCAGAUCAAAUCUGAAUGUUCCUUAUAAAGAGAUGAGGAAGCAGUAGAAUCUAUUCACAUGAUCAAUAUUUUGGUGUUUAA